AUGGAUUUAGCGUAUUCUGGGAGUGAAGAAGAAAGCGAGUACAUCUGUCAAAGUGCACUGAACAGCGAUAAUGUGUACGUGUAUAUGGCCCCUCAAGGACCUAUGAGUCCCGAAAAUCAGCACCAAACGAGAGCUGUCAGCUACUUGGAAAUUAUAGCCGAAAAACGAGAACACGUUUACGAGUACAUUGAGUAUGGCACUGCAAAACCAAAGGAAAAGUUUGAACUUAACAAAUACAGCAAAGUGAUCAAACGCACACUGCUCUCCAUAUGUGUACUUUUGGGCAUUGUUGCCCUACUUGUCCUGGUGGUUUUUCUCUUUCGGUUAAUGGAUCGGUGGCAACGUGAAAAAACGAUGGAAGGCAGCCGUGAGGAGGCAAACAAAGAAGAAAUCCAAAAUGAGAUUAUCUUCAGGCUAAACAUCACUCGCCCCAUAGACCGAGCCAGUUUUGUGCGAAAUAUGACGAGGGAGGCGUGGAACGCCUACGUUCAGCAUGCUUGGGGAAGUGGGGCAUUGAAACCUUUGACAAAGGAGGCAGAUGACUCGACGACAGUGGGCGAAACAAUAGUAUCCUCAAUGAGCACACUUUGGGUGAUGGAGAUGUACGAGGAGUUUGACCGAGGCAAGCAGUGGGUAGAGAGUGAACUGCAUCGACUGACAAAUACAACCGCUGACGUGUUAGUCUACAUCAUCAUCGUCAACUACCUCGGAGGACUGCUCUCCUGUUUUGCACUCACCGGCGAUGAAGUUUUCCUUAACAAGUCUUUUGAGAUCACUGACAUGAUCCUUCCUGCAUUAAACUAUUCGGUGGGAAAUGGUAAGUGA
This is a messenger RNA of Macrosteles quadrilineatus (aster leafhopper), 825 nucleotides long. RefSeq names its product mannosyl-oligosaccharide 1,2-alpha-mannosidase IA-like. Gene Ontology annotation, molecular function: calcium ion binding; mannosyl-oligosaccharide 1,2-alpha-mannosidase activity. The transcript has a single exon. Gene Ontology annotation, cellular component: Golgi membrane; endoplasmic reticulum. Lineage: Eukaryota; Metazoa; Arthropoda; Insecta; Hemiptera; Cicadellidae. The coding region runs from base 1 to 825 and encodes 274 amino acids. The record is from RefSeq and is a predicted model, not a curated record. Gene Ontology annotation, biological process: carbohydrate metabolic process; N-glycan processing.